Messenger RNA from Lachancea mirantina, 2787 nucleotides. The record is from the annotation of a GenBank genome assembly. Lineage: Eukaryota; Fungi; Ascomycota; Saccharomycetes; Saccharomycetales; Saccharomycetaceae.
AUGAAAAUCGGUGCGUUCUUUGGAAAUCUCCGACAUAUCCGAACAUACCACAUCCGACAAUUGAGUCAUGUAUCUAACAGUCUGUCGAGUGAGAUAAUAGCAGCUCUUAAAAUUGAUGAUCCCUCUAAAUUUUCUCAUAUUGUCGCGGGGAGUCCCCUGGAUAGAGUUCAGCGGGGGGUUUUGAUCAAAUCUCUUUACCAUCGGAAUGCGUAUGAACAAGUCAUCGAAGUGGGCCGUACGAAUUUGUUCGAUGCAGAAAAUGGGAUUAUGUCUAACGUGUCCACGGAUGAAAUGAAAAAAUAUGCUGGAGCGCUAGCGUUAACGGGUCAGAGCGAAUUGCUGACGCGGUUGGUCUUGAAGCUUGUUGCUCAAUUUUCGUUGAAAAGAAGAGACAUGGUACAACGAGUGAUAAAUUCAAUUGUAACGCAUUUGUCUUCUGGUGAAUUUAUUCGCGAGACGUUAGCUCUGUGGGCGACUGCUAACUGGUAUCUUCACGGACGGGUUGAUUUUUCUAACUACGAUGAGCAAAAGACGUCGUUAAAGACACUGCUAUUUUUUAUUCGAGAAAAGAAGAUAGAUCAGGUUUUCGAGCAAGCGCUAGAUGAUAUCGGCAGCGCUCAAGGAGUGGUCGUGGCUUCACAAAUGGCUACAACAUUACUAUACCUCUGCACAUACAACCGCGAUUUCCCCUUGAGUCUCAAAAUUUGGGCUUACAAAACGACAAGAGGGCUUCCAAUUGUGAGCUCUGAUUUGACCGCAAUACUGAAGGCAAAUUGCCAUUUUGAGAAUUUUUCUGAGGUGAAUCGUCUGCACGAAAAGUUCCCCGAAGCUCACGACGACACUGCCCAGUUUGACUACGUUUUGGUUGCUUUUGCCAAGCAACAGGACUGGAAAAGCCUUCAAAACCAAUUCAAUGCUCUCUUUGGCAUAGGGGAACUACCAAAUAUUCAGCACUAUGGCAUAGUCAUGUAUGCCGUCGCUCAACUGGGUGAGAAAGACAUGGUGGAGAGACUUUUCAAUCAACUCCUCCGAAGAAAACUCAUUCCAACACUUCCCGUCUUGAGAUCCCUGGUGCACGUUUAUUAUCGAAACGGCGACUAUCGAGGCUGUUUCGAACAUUUCGAGCUCUUUAACAAAUUUGGCAUAGAGCCGAGUGGGGGCGUGUGUCAAACAAUGCUCAAAAUGUAUCGAAACUUAGGUGACAUAAACGGUGGUUUGAGAUUUUUCAAGAAAAUGUCCGAGAACAACGUAGAACUUUCUGAGAGACAUUUUGCGACCCUUAUAAAUCUUUGCGCAAAAACCACUAAUACCGCCAUUGCAGCCGAGCUAUUUCAGGUAAUGUGUGACCAUUACCACAUAAGACCGACUGGUCCAUCAAUUGCUGCAUUAAUGCAGGUAUACAUCGAAAGCAACGAGCCUCAAAAAGCUCUAAAAUUAUUCAGAGAGAAACCAAAAGAUCUUCGUGGCGCUUCUCAAUCGAUUUCUAUCUAUAACAAAGCUGUUGAAGCUUAUAUGCGUAUGGGUCGCAGUGAUUUAUGUGAAAAGCUUUUCCAGGAAAUUUUGAGCAAAAAUUUAGUCACCGAUUCAGAGUUUUACAGAGUCAUGCUGAGGCAUCUAGCUUUAGUUAGCAAAGACUACCAAAACGCUGAAAAUGUCCUUGAGCAACUCAUAACACAUCCGAAACUUAAAGUCUCGGCAUUACAUUUUGAAACUUUGAUGGAGGCGUACGACAAGAUAUCUUAUAGAAACGGUGUCUUCAAGCUGUACCAAAAGAUGCUUGACAGUAACGUCCCUGUGACCUCAAAGAUAUUGUAUUUCGUCAUCAAGUCUGCAUUCAAAACUAAGCUAGCGUCAAAAGAAAAUUUAGACGAAGCUAUAGAAAUGGUUAAUGAUAUUAUGAAAAGUGCUGCGACAAGAACGUUGGACGUAACGUUCGAAAAGCUGCAUCCCUCAGUCAUGGCCUGGCCAAUGAGAACUAUCUCUAAAUAUUAUAGUCCUGUCAAGGCUCUAGAGUUAAUGAACAGAUACAAUGAACUCUUUUUCGAGAAAUCUGAUUCAGCAAACGGUAGAUUGGUGAUUAUGAGGAGUUUACUAGUUUUAUAUGGAGAAACUCACCAGUGGGAAGAGUUCGAAGCAACAUUCGAUCGAUAUUUGUCGAAGAUACAGGAUUAUGAGAGGAAGCCGCUUACGAUGGGGAGAAACAUCAAGUUGGCCACAAGCAUGCAAGGCGUUUUGGAGUAUAAGAUCAAACAGCUUGUCGCAACGGACGGUACGUUAUCGAUCCCGCCUUUGCUCAAGAACCUGGAAUCGAAAAAGUUCUUUAUUGAUAACAAGGCUUAUAACGAAGCGGUGGUAAGUAUGGCGUCUGAUGCCAGAACUUUGAACACUGCCCUACAAAUUGCAGAUCAGAAGCUGAUUUUUGGAUAUAACUUAAUUCACAAAUACAGGUUACUGCGCAGGAACGCAGGUACCCAGACGACGACUAGGACAAAGUCUUGGUUCCUGAAAAAGAAAACUGAGGAUCCGUUGUCCCUGAGGCCAACGCUUUACCUUACGUCGGAAACUUUUGAAGUCCUAUCUGAAUCUCUCGACAACUACUUGAACGAAGUCAGUAAUGUUGAAAAUACAUUGCUGCAGCUCUCGACAUCUCAUCGAUACUUUAUGAAAAGUUAUCUCAUGAAACCGAGAACAAAUGUCGCCAAUUGGAUGAACGUAGAAAGACGACAUCCAUUGUUUUUUAGCGAUUUGAGACGGCACAAAAGGAAGGUUGAUAUCAGCUUAUUUUGA